Messenger RNA from Talaromyces proteolyticus, 1152 nucleotides. RefSeq names its product putative isopenicillin n-CoA epimerase. The transcript has 2 exons. Gene Ontology annotation, molecular function: catalytic activity. Lineage: Eukaryota; Fungi; Ascomycota; Eurotiomycetes; Eurotiales; Trichocomaceae. Bases 1 to 1152 code for a protein of 383 amino acids. The record is from RefSeq and is a predicted model, not a curated record.
AUGUGGACGAAUCACCCUUUGCACGGCGUCAAGGUUGUCGAGCUAGCUGGACUGGCCCCAGGACCCUUCGCCGGUCUCCUCCUCGCAGAUUACGGCGCCUCUGUACUGCGCAUCGAUAGACUCCCCGGCCAAACCGCUGCACCGGCCGGCGACAAUCUCACGCGCCACAAAUCAUCGAUAUGUCUGGAUCUAAAAGACUCGCGGUCGCGCGAUCUCCUCUUGUCUAUCCUCGCCAAAGCCGAUAUCCUGAUCGACCCUUUCCGACCAGGCGUGCUGGAGCGCCUCGGCCUGUCCCCAGCCGACGUGCUACUCAAAGCCAACCCGCGCCUUAUCAUCGGUCGCAUGACCGGCUUCCGACGUGAUGGAAAAUACAAAGACAUGGCGGGCCAUGACAUCAACUACAUCGCCGUAUCCGGAGUCCUCUCCAUGCUUGGCCGCAGCGGCGAUCGGCCGUAUGCCCCCGGUAACCUAUUGGGUGAUUUCGCAGGUGGCGGUGCAAUGUGUUUUCUAGGGAUACUACUAGCGCUCAUCUCACGUCAAGCGACGGGCAAGGGCCAGGUUGUAGAGGCAAAUAUGGUGGAUGGGUCGGCGUAUUUGGCUACGAUGCCGCGAUUGGCAAUGAAACAGCCUGUGUGGGAUGCAUCGAGGGGGGAGAAUUUGUUGGAUGGCGGGUGUCCGUAUUAUGAUACAUACGAGACAAAGGAUGCAGGGAAAUAUUUCGCGGUUGGUGCGCUCGAACCGCAAUUCUAUGCAGCUCUCUUGAAGGGAUUGGGGUUGAAGAAGACCGAUGUCCCGGCGCGAGAGGACCGAGAGAAUUGGCCAGCGCUGAGGGAUAUUUUUACGAAGAAGUUUAAAGAAAAGACACGCUCGGAGUGGGAAGCUAUCUUCGAUGGGACAGAUGCAUGUGCGACGCCUGUCUUGGAGCAGGCCGAGCUGGAAGCGAGCGGUCAUGAACAGAGACUCCCUGUUGGCCUGGUGGGUACACCAGGCAAGGUAUACGCUGCAGAUGAGGCAGGGUGGACCGGCGGUGGACUCUUCCCUGGCGAUGGUGGUGAGGUAACGCUGAAGGAGUGGUAUGGAUGGACGCGGGGACGUGAAUAUGACGAGAAAGACGGGAUUUUGGUCAAGGGCAAGGGUGGAUCGCGAUUGUGA